UUGGCUGGUCGUCAACUAUACCUCGUUGGACACAUUGUUAUUAAAAUCAGGGCCUAAGCAUGCAUGUCGACUCGUAUUAUAUGGCAUACACAACAGGGUAACAUCACUGGAAAGUGUGGACUGUCAUUCCACAAGGGUGUGCUGUGUUGAUGCAGGGACAUCCUAAAACAAGAUGCUGUCCAUACGAGGCCACCAUUACCGCUUCGACCAAGUGCCAGGCGUCUUCAAGGAGUCGUUCAUAAUCCAUGGCUACAGGCAUCCGAAGAGUUCAGCCAAACAAUGCGUCCUGUCCAUCUUCCAAGGCAACAAUGAGACGCUGAACGUAUGGACGCACUUCCUGCCGAUAUGGUACUUCCUGUGGCGGUUUAUCCGACUGACGCACGUCAUGGACUUCUGGAACGAUCCGUACUGCUGCCCUCUAUUAGCGUUCAUGAUAACCGUCUGUGCGUAUCUGCUGUUCAGUGCUGCUGCUCACGCCUUCAACACAAUGUCCGUCCGAGCACGUCACAUCUGUUUUAUGAUCGAUUAUGCCGGGUUGAGCCUUUACGGAUUUGGUGCAUCAGUCGUUUACAAAGCUUAUGCAUUUCCUGAUUACCUCUUCGAUACGUGGUACGCAGACGUCUACCUUCCGAUCGCCUUUGUAUUGUGUAUAUUAUGUACUUUCUUCUCCUCGUUAUCGCGAUUCAUUCAGCCAGGAACUUUUCAAAAAGUAUGUCGUCUCGGAGCAUUUGCCAUACCGUGCACAUGGGCAAGUUUGCCCGUACUCUUCCGUGUCAUAUUCUGUUUCCUUGACGUCCAGGGUUGUUUCGAGGCAGCCCUCAUGUAUCAUCUGUGGCAGUUUUUCUUUGUCUUCACCGCUGCAUUUCUAUAUGCGAGUCACAUGCCAGAGCGCCUCAUACCGGGAAAAUUUGACAUCAUCGGCCACAGCCAUCAACUGUUUCACAUCUGUUCUGUGUUAGCCUCGAACUGCCAGACCAAUGCCGUCUUAUCCGACCAUAUGGAGCGGAAGACACUGCUCGAGAACCACAACACCGUCCCAUCUUUCACAAUCUCAAUCAUCGGGAUGUCGGCCAUUGCUGUUAUCAAUAUGCUUAUUGUGAUAUCAUUUGCGAUAAAGCUGCAUUAUACUCAUUUUCAGGUAGAUGAUCUUAUAAACGUUCCAGCCUCCAAUUCUCACAAGUGUAAAUGUCACUGAAUGUUGUGAUAGGGACCAUCUCAAAGCGCUCACAUUUGACUGUAAAAGAAGCAGAAUUUUGCCAAUGCAUUUCCUGAUAUACACUAUACAGAACAAUAAAGCUCUUGAGUUUGUUUGUUCCAAAGGUGUUCUCACUAGAGAGAGCUGUACUGUACAUGUGCUUUGUAAGCAAGGGAAAUCCCCAGCUGAGACUGGCCUUGCUUCUCAAUCAUUUGAAUGUGAACAUUUUGAGACAGUCCAUUUUAAAUUAUUUACUUCUCACAUUGUGCUAACUGUCAAGCAAGGUGCAUUAUUACAUAGACAUUCAUUGCAGAGUUUUAUGUGAUCACGCAAACUUCGAUGAUUGUAUGCAGAGUUUUAUGCGAUCACGCAAACUUCGAUGAUUGUACAAGUUUUGUAACCCGUUUGAAUUUAAGUUUAUUUAAUGGUGAUUUGUGAUCACAGAGUUGUCAUUAUGAUUAUCCUAGCACUUCCCUUAGGCGAUCAUGUUGUUACUAGUAUAGUGUUGAACAUUUGUCCAUAUAUGUAUUUUCAAGACCACUGUUUUUUCGUGGUCAUAACAGUAAUUUUGUAUCUAAGUAGGGGAUCAUAUCGUAAUUGGUAUAGUAUUGCAUAUUGCGCGAAUAUAGGUAUUUUUAGAGCAUGGUACAUUCAUGGUCAUAAAGGUAUAUACUUUGUAUUUUUCUAAGACAAUAACAUUAUUUCCACAUCUACCAUAGUAAUUCCAAAAUGAUCUGUUUUAGGAUGAAGACAGGCAUCCGGCCAUCAAAAGAUCAUGACUGUUGGAGUGCCUCGCUUCACUUCAUCAUGCUGAUAGGUUAGGAUGUCCAGGUUAAGACAACGAGUAAUUUAUAUCACUCUAAUUUGUUUGUGAUUUCGCACCUUAUUCAGGUACAUGUAUGUAGGCCUAUUCCAGACUGUGAAGUUUAUACCAGUAUUUCACACAGGUGUGUUAAGCAGUUCGUUCUUGUCGUUUGUUACAGUUCAGUGACCCUGGGAAAUUGUGUACUCAAUUGUAGUCAUGGAGGCCUCUUUGAACAAAAUGGCCUGUCAUUUUUAGUUCUGGCCUGUCAAGCAUGUCAAGUGUGCAAAGGACUAACAAUUUUCACUGGGACAGGAACUGGUUGGGUUUAUUUUGCAGUGUCACCUGCAUACUCUGCUGCAUCAUUACAAUUACCAGUUAAAAAAAAAGUCAAAUGAUGCCUUUGAUAAACUUGAUAAAUAAUGUAGAACAAAUCUGUCAAUUAAGGAUGUUAAUAUGUGGGGGAAGCUAUGUGCAAUUCACUUUCUCUUGGAAUUUUCCGGCUGACGUAGAUGGACAUCUAGGACAUUGUUUUGUUGCCAUGGUUAAAUAGUGUCAUUGUAUCGAGAACAUCCUGUCAAUGGAUAAAUAUGAUCAAUGUAGUCAUAACUGGACAUGUUACUUGGAAGUAAUCGAAAACCAUUGCGUCAUGGGAUGUAAAAUGAUAUGACGUCCUCGAAUCCCCAACACGGUGUUGCCUGCAGGAUGUCUAAUUAGGUUAGGUUUUCGUGCUGCAGAAAUGGAUUCCUCACUUGAUUACCCUUGGGAUGAGUAGUUUAUGGGCUGGUUUCUUCAAUACAUGUUGCCCUUUUCACAUUGACCAGAGUUCGGAAGCACUAAUAACUUGUUACUUAUCAACGGUUUCACAGAGGUACUUCGUGAUUGGCUCUUGGGUGAUGAGUCUGGCAACCUAAUUAUUUCACCAUCAUGCUCUAUUUGUGGUUGGUUAAGAAAGGUGUCAUUUAAUUUCCUGUUCCCAGUCAUGACUGUUGCUAUGAUCAUAUGAUCUUGCUGCGGGUUGGCUAAUCAUUGUGUAAUGUCAUCACGGUCUUCCACUUGACACUAAACCCAUGCUGAGCGUGAUUCCUGUAGAAUAUGCUUGAAAAAGUAUGUGUAAAUGUUACAUGAUCUUUCACUUGACACCAAUCCUACACUGGGUGUGAUUCCAGUAAAAUAUGCUUGAGUUUGAAUGUGCUGCACUAUACUCACAGUGUGGAACUCUGAAAAGAUUGGUGGAAUAUUUUCACGGGCUGUUGUUUCACAUAGGUUGUUAUUCAUUUGGCAAAGUUCCCCUCCAUAAAUUGUAUACUGCUGUUCAAGAGGUUACCUUGUUGCUCUAACUGUAGUAAUGUUCAAAGUUAGAUGUAACUGAACUUGAUGUUUAAAAAGUUUGAAGGUUGUCUGGUGAAAUGGUACGCGUCCUAGCAAUGUGUACCAGUACUGUACCUGUAUAGUAAUGGUUUGAAUCUCUUCAAAUAUAGAAUUUGUCCGACUCUGCGAAACUUGCACACAAGUUGGGUCAGUUAUUCUCAAUGAAUGCUUCAUAUUGAGGGCUCAAUUUGCUCUGUUUAUAGAAAAGUUGGUUGCAUGAAAGUACUGUGAAUAUGGAACUGAACCCAAAUUUGUGUUGGAAUCGUAUCAAGACUACCUUUAUUUAGUUGGACACCUGUUCACUUUAUAAGCUAUCUAGACUCGGAGUUGAUGUCGCAACUAGAAUAUGAUAGGUUGAGAAUGAAUAAUGCAUCCAUAGUGAUGCUUUGAAUAUCCAAUUGAGCUUUUCAUCAAAUCAUGCAGAAAGCUUGUGGGCUCGCUUUGGGCUUAUACAAGUUACAUGUAGCCUUUAGCAAGUUUUUUCAUUCUUUCAUUUCAUAAGUUAAAGCAAGUGCUUGAGUAUUUUAGUUCAUUUUAGACCUGCUUCUGGCUGCGGUUUUUAUUACGAGCUCAACUAUGGAUUCGUUCAUAAGACAUCUCCGGAAUUUUUCCUGGUUGUGGUGCAUGACGCUUCGGGUCAUGUUGGAAGCGGUGCGAAGAUAGUUUGGACAAGUUUCUUGAAGUUUUGUAAAUCAUGACUCUAUAAAAUGUGACAUGCUCUUAUGAAAAGAGGCUGUUGUUGAGGGGAUAGAACAGGGUUUCCUAUCAUUGUUAUGAUCAGUUGACCUGAGAAUAUUUUUGGUGCCACAUUAGUGUGAACAUGUCCAGAUGCUAUGUGUCUAGCUACUGGUGAAGUAGAUUCUCACUUAUGAUAUCCACGUAACAUUUUAGCUCGAAGAGAGCUAAACUGCAAACUUGGCCAGUUAAUGCUUUUAAAAAAGUCAAAAGCCGUCUUUGUCUGAGCAUGUCACAUAAUUAGUUAGUGUAGAAUUUGUCGUUUAAUUGUGUGUUUAAUCCAAGGACUUGUAAAUUUAAUGUAGGAAUCCAGCUUACUGUGAUGUAAUCCUAGACUUCCAGCUACUGUAGCCACCCUUUUCUUGUUAGAAUAUAUUUUUGGUUAUGAAGUUGGAAAUAGUGUAGGUGGCAUUUCAAGUCUUGCAAAAUGUUGCAGGUUACGACUCCUAUUGUAAGAUCUCAUAAGCUGCAACUCAAACCAAAGUUUAUGUGCGGUUAUCAUGCCGCUGAUUGUUAAUGUUUUGUUUCUUGAGCGAAUGAUUCCAAACCAUUGCAACAAACUUGUGUUAGCUAUCCACAAAUGAGGUAUAUUCCUAUCACGGCCGUAUGAAGAGGACAACUUGACGAAUCGUCAAUAAGUUUCUUUUGAAGCACAGAACUGGCUCAAGGACACUCAAAUUUGAAUUAGUUAACUACAAAUAUUGUUACAGGAGUCAUGAGUUUUGCAAAAACUUUGGUUCAACCUUCACUCAAGAAAGCCAAGCUUGAGCUGUGACCAAGUGUAUAUCAGAACAGAUGACUGCUCUAAACUUGAUUUGAGAUGUAACUUAGACCCCACCGUUCACUUGAUGUAUAUUUUUGUUUCAUAAAUUUUAUUAGAUAUUUUGUACGUUUGCACAUAUUCGUUCUACAUAUAUUUCUGAGGUGUUUAUUAUGUUUUACAGAUUUCCAUUUUACAUGUUUUAGAAGGUCACCAAUUUCUAUUAGGAGUAGAAUGACUACAUACUCCUUAUUAGACGUGAAUUGUGCUAUUGAAAUAACCUCAUUACAAACCCUGUGAUUUCCAACAAAUCAUGUUACGACAGUAUCAAAUUGCUGUAAAACUCAUUAAAUACAAUGCACCAAUAGUCUCUUCCGACGGUUAUUAUGUUUAUAUUCUGUAUCGGGACGGAUUCAAAUUAUUUUUCUACUUUUUUCUACUAACUCAUGAUAUUGUAAACCGGGAUAUAUGCGUGACCAUGGCAUGUGAUACAAGUCUGAUAAAGUGUGCUUGAUUAUGAAUCAAAUUUCUUUGUCAUAAAAACUCUUUUCAUAUCACAUGUAUGAAGGCUUUCCCACCGUCUCCUCAGUAGGUCAAGAUGAGAUACUUCAAAUGUGUGUGAAGUACUUGUGGAGUGUCUGCAAUUCAAGGAAGUUUUUCAAAUGUUGAAGUAAAGUGCCCACUGGUGACAGUGUAGGGAACUACAGAAGUCAGAAAUGAGUACUCACACUGCAAAUGCUCAUUAAUUUUGAAUCAGCAGUGUUUUUGAGACGCUUUGUUUGGUGUUUUGAUAUUUCUAGGUGGUGUGCCGUAGGCCACAUCUUGCCGGUAGUGCUAUAGCCUGAAUAUGAUGUAAUGCUCCCCUAGAAUUUCAUGUUUUUGGUAAAAUCUGCAAUACUUUCCACCACUUGCUUGUAUCAUAUGUAGGAGGAAACCUUCCAGCACAUUGUAUUGAGUUCCAUGUUAAGAUUGCAAAAUUAUGUAGUCACUCACUACAUAACCACUUUUUAUGAGUGGCCAUGUAAUUUUGAGGGAAAAAUACAACCCUAUCUUUA
Messenger RNA from Lineus longissimus, 5918 nucleotides. Its product is annotated as membrane progestin receptor gamma-like. Gene Ontology annotation, cellular component: membrane. The record is from RefSeq and is a predicted model, not a curated record. Gene Ontology annotation, molecular function: signaling receptor activity. The coding region runs from base 173 to 1195 and encodes 340 amino acids. Lineage: Eukaryota; Metazoa; Nemertea; Pilidiophora; Heteronemertea; Lineidae. The transcript is spliced from 2 exons.